Messenger RNA from Paramecium sonneborni, 2805 nucleotides. NCBI's taxonomy places the organism in Eukaryota, Ciliophora, Oligohymenophorea, Peniculida, Parameciidae. The record is from the annotation of a GenBank genome assembly.
AUGAGCAUCAACCACAAGAAAAAGAUUUUUGAGAAUAAUUCUUCAAAUCAAUAUGGAAAUUAAUUGGAAUCUGUCUAAGUUCCAAAAAUAUUAGAUUAAUCAACAAUUUAAUAGAAUCCUCUAAUAAAUAGUUAAUUAAGAAAUUCAAAUUAAUUAGAUAUGUCUAAAUAAGUAUUAAAUGAACUUCAGAUUUUUUCUCCUAAUGAUUUAGAAUAAUUUCUAAUAUUAUUUAGAUAACCAUAAUAAAUCAAUUUGAAACUUGAAAAUAGUUAAUUAAAUUAGUCUGGUUCAUAAUAAUAAUUUUAUGAAUAACUUGAAAAUGAAGGAGAAAAAUUAAGAAUCAAAUUAAAAUCUGAUGCUCGUAUUGUAUAAUCAAUUAUUGAGAAACAUACAAAAAUGAAAUCUAAUAAGCUACGUUGUAUUGAAUAAAUGAAUCAUUUGAUAAAUGAAAUUUAGAAAUCAAAUAAUAUUUCUAGAUAUUCCGAAUUAAAUAGAUCUAUAAAGUACAAUUUUAAUUAACUUGAAUCAAUUUAAUUAGAAUUAAGAGACAUUUUAAUUGAGGCAUCAACAUUUGAAAGAGUAAUGUCAGUUUCCGUAUAAUAAUAAUAACAUCAUUAUUAAAAUCAUGAAGGUUUAAUAGAUUACUAAAUUAAUGGACAUUCAUCGAAUGAAACUUCAGAAGCAGAAUUUACAUCAUUAUCAUUAUAGAUAUAUUCUUCGAUUGAAAUGCAUGCAAAAGAAUUAGAAUAAACUAUUUCAGAAAAAAAAAGAUUAAUGCAUAUAAGCUAGAAUUAUCAUUAAUAUAAAUAAGUGUGUCAAGCUUUGAUUUAAAUAAUUUAAAAGUAUCCUUAAUUUGAAUAACAAAAAUCUUAGCAAAUGUUCAAAUUAGAAAGUAUAGCUUCAAUCUAUUUUUUUCAUUUCUAAAAAGAAUUAAAUUAGUUAAUUUUAAAUUAUACUUUAAUUGUUGAAUAAAUUCGAUUAUCUUUGUCUAUCAUUGAUAAAAUGAAAUAUUUAUUAGAAUAGGCAAAAAGUUUGGAUUGUGUAACAGAAUUUUAUUUAUAAAUCGAAAGUUAGUUAACAGGAUAGAAACUUAUUAUUAAAUUUGGAAAUAAUUUAAAGUUAGCUAAAUCAUAUUAAAAAUAAUUUAAAUCGCUUAAUAUAAAUAAUUAUCAAUUUUUUAACAUUAUGAGACAUAAAGUUUAUAACAAAUGCUUAUUAGAGUUUGAAAAAAUAUAGUUUGAUAUUAAAACAGCCAAGAAUUUAUAAUCUAUUUUAUUAAAUCAUGUUAAGAAAUUUUAACAUUAUAUUUCAAUUAACUAUAUUCUAUUAUUUAAUGAUAUAUUAGUGAAGAUUAAAUAAGACUUAAAAAAAGAAUCUUGGUUAUAUUUAAUUAACUUAUAUACGGAACUUAAUUAAUAAUAGAAAGAAUUAUUAGUCAUUUUACAUUAUAUAUAAAAUAUCAAGCAUUAAAAUCCAUCUUUAACCAGAUUGAAAUCAGUAUUUUAAACACUUAUUGAAUAAGAAUUAGAAUAAAUUAAGAAUUUGUAACCUUAAUUAAAUCCAUAUUUAGAGAUAAAAGAUUUUAAAGCAUAAAAAGAGUUUGAAAAUUUUAAUUCUCAAUUUAAAAAAUGUUAUAAUGAAAUUUAUCCAAAAUAAUAAAGUAUAUUAUCUGAUUAUAACUCAUUUUUGGAAAAUUCAAUUAACCAAGAAUCUAAUGAAGAAUAACAUUAAUAUUUGCAAUCACUAUAAACUCUUUAACCUAUCUUAAGAUAAUUAUCCAAUAAAAGAAUUUGUGGAAAUUUUAUUGAAGUGAAAACUUAAUUUGAUAAUUUACUAUAAUUUGAAGUAGGUAUUGUUUAACUUUAAUUAUCAAUGAAAUCUAUAAUGACAACAAAUUUUAAUCUAAUUCUAGAUGAUUUUUUAGAUAUUACUAAAAUAAACCAUAAUAGUGUUUUAUCUUAAAUAAUGGAAUUUAUUUAAAAAAAUAUAAAAAUUACUUCUGAAAUAAAGAGUCCUUAACUUCAUAACAUUAAAGAAUAAUAGCUACGUUAAUUGUAAUGGGUUUGGAUAUUUUUUGAGUAAUUUGAAAAAUUUAGAUCUGCUUUAACAUAAUUAUUCAAUAAUAAUAGUACAAUUAAUUAUUCUUAAUAUUCAUAGUUUUAAACUAAAAAUAAAUUUAGUUCUUUAUUUUAUUAACUUUAAAAAUGUAAUAAAAAAAUUUGUAAAAAAUGGUAGGAUCUAUAAUUAGAGUUAAGUCAUCUUUGUUUCAAAUCAUAUUAAUCUUAUAUUACAAAACUUCUUGAUAAGAUUAUUCUUUUAGAAAUAGGUAUACCAUUAAUUCAAAUUCAAUUUACUGAAGAAAAUUGUUAAAUUAUAUUAGAAUUUUUGGAAUAGGAAAAUACAAGCUAAUUAUAAAGAUUAAUUUGUAAACACUAGAUCUACAGAAAGAUGAAAUAAAUGUAAUUAAAUUUAUUUACAUUCAAUAAGAUUAAAUAAUAUUUUGAAGAAUUACACAUAGAAUAAUAAAAUGAUGAUGAUUCAAUGGAUUUAAAAUAUAUUGUUACAGAAUGUUCUGAUUAAUAAAAUAAAGAUGUUGAUAUAUAUUCAAAUUUAUAAGAGGAAUGGGUUUUAGAUCAUAUAGAAUAAGGAGACACAAAUAUUUUAUAAGAUUUAAAAAAUAAGGAUGGAAUUUUUAGUUCUCAUUUGAUGAAAUAUAGUAUGAAACUAUAGAGAUUAAUAAAAUUGUCUAUUGAACAAAGUGUUAAUUGGAAAAAUAUAAAAAAAAUAUUAAAAUAGGAAUAAUGA